AUGGAAAGAGAGACAGAAGUUAACAUGAUCAGGUUCUUGACAGCCUUUUGUCAUAGCAUGAAGGUGUGGGUGUCAGCACAUGAGCUGACACAUGAGCUGACACAUGAGCUGACACAUGAGCUGACACAUGAGCUGAUAUAUGAGCUGACAUAUGAGCUGACAGAUGAGCUGACACAUGAGCUGACACAUGAGCUGACACAUGAGCUGACACAUGAGCUGAUAUAUGAGCUGACAUAUGAGCUGACAGAUGAGCUGACACAUGAGCUGACACAUGAGUUGACACAUGAGUUGACACAUGAGCUGACACAUGAGCUGACAGAUGAGCUGACACAUGAGCUGACAGAUGAGCUGACACAUGAGCUGACACAUGAGCUGACACAUGAGCUGACACAUGAGCUGACACAUGAGUUGACACAUGAGCUGACACAUGAGCUGACACAUGAGCUGACACAUGAGCUGACACAUGAGCUGACACAUGAGCUGACACAUGAGCUGACUCAUGAGCUGACACAUGAGCUGACAGAUGAGCUGACUCAUGAGCUGAUAUUUAAACUGACAAAUUUUGGGGUUGGAACCCUACUUGGUGAUGACGAUGAUACAAUAAACUGUGUGAUAUCCACAUGGAGUAGUUGGGGGGGGGGGGGGGGGGGGAGAGAGAGAACUGAUGUAAUGAAGGUGAGAAUAAAAGAAUGGAAGUGA
Candidula unifasciata is the source of this 699-nucleotide messenger RNA. The record is from the annotation of a GenBank genome assembly. Lineage: Eukaryota; Metazoa; Mollusca; Gastropoda; Stylommatophora; Geomitridae.